This is a messenger RNA of Fusarium odoratissimum NRRL 54006, 1321 nucleotides long. RefSeq names its product cytochrome-b5 reductase. The record is from RefSeq and is a predicted model, not a curated record. The transcript is spliced from 3 exons. Gene Ontology annotation, cellular component: endoplasmic reticulum membrane; intracellular membrane-bounded organelle. The coding region runs from base 360 to 785 and encodes 141 amino acids. NCBI's taxonomy places the organism in Eukaryota, Fungi, Ascomycota, Sordariomycetes, Hypocreales, Nectriaceae. Gene Ontology annotation, biological process: sterol biosynthetic process. Gene Ontology annotation, molecular function: heme binding.
GAAACAAUAGAAGGUAAGACGCCGCAAAAGGAUCAGGAUCAGGAUCAUGUACCGGGUACAUAGAAUUUGUGUGGGCCAGUACUCUACUCCGUCUACCUAUGGGCCCCUGGGAAGAGUGGCCGCCGCCAAAUCUCCAGAAGGCCACCUAGAAACAGGGGACCUAAAUUAAUUUAGCUGUUAACUUGGGUUAGGUUCCGUCCAGUUGCUUGUAACUUUCCAUUUCUUCUCUCCUCCUUUCUUCUCUUUCUUCCACUCUCAUCCUCUCACAAUCCCAAUCCCACCACUUGUGCGACGACAGCCCUCGAACAAGACCAGAACCCCCAAUUCUCUUCACGACCCGUUACAUCAACACCGCAAUCAUGUCCGCGAAGAAGGAGUUCACCAUGCAGGAUGUUGCUGAGCACAACACCUCCAGCGACAUCUACAUGGUUGUUCACGACAAGGUCUACGACUGCACCAAGUUCCUCGACGAGCACCCCGGUGGUGAGGAGGUCAUGCUCGACGUUGCCGGCCAGGAUGCCACCGAGGCUUUCGAGGAUGUUGGCCACAGUGACGAGGCCCGAGAGGUUCUCGACGGUCUUCUCGUCGGCGAACUCAAGCGUCUGCCUGGUGACGAGGGCCCCAAGCGCCAGAUCGCCAACUCGAACCAGGGAAGCGGCAAGUCUGAUCCCGCCGGCUCCAGCUUGAACACAUACGCCAUUGUUGUCGCCGUUGGUUUCAUCGCCUACAUUGCCUACAACUAUCUCCAGAAGCAGCAAGAGGCUCAAGGCCAAGCCUCCGCAUAAGCGCCUCAUGUCAAUCGUAUCGCAUGAAUGAGGAUAGAGAAAAAGGGUGUUCUUUGGAUUUUGCUACGGCAUCAAUGCAGAUGUAUGUCUAAGGACCACUAUGCAUUGGGAGUUUUCUUUGGCCUGAACAGAGGUCGGUGAUAGACGGCGGGCGCGCAGCUACUAAAUGCAGCUUACCCCGGCUUGGACAUGAUGAGAACAGUGGGCAGCGGCGAAUUCACUAAUGUCAAAGCCCAUGCCAUGUCCCGAUUUUCGGGAUUCUACUUUUUUUGUUGGGGGUGGACGGAAGAGGGGACCGGGACGUGCAACCGAAACCCGAAAAGAAAGAUAAGGAUCGCAGCGAAGCGCAGACGAGACCCAUUUGCGAGGCGCGACUCAUGCGCAAUCAGACAGACGAUUCGGCCAUCUCGUCUCAUGGGCCACGGUAUUACAUGAGCACGGGACAUGCAUUCAACAAUGGAGAUGACAAUCUUGGAGCAACAAAGUAAAGUAAAUAUAUAUAUCACACUGUUUUAAUCGAUGACUGGUUAUGACCA